Piliocolobus tephrosceles (Ugandan red Colobus) is the source of this 837-nucleotide messenger RNA. RefSeq names its product tetratricopeptide repeat domain 9B (gene TTC9B). Bases 13 to 732 code for a protein of 239 amino acids. Gene Ontology annotation, molecular function: protein binding. The record is from RefSeq and is a predicted model, not a curated record. NCBI's taxonomy places the organism in Eukaryota, Metazoa, Chordata, Mammalia, Primates, Cercopithecidae. The transcript has 3 exons.
GAGUUUCCCACAAUGCAGCGCGGCGCGCUGUCCCCGGUGCUGAUGCUCAGCGCUGCCCCGGAGCCUCCGCCGCGCCCGCCUCCCGCCAUCUCCCCUCCGGGCCCCGGCCCGGGCUCGGGCUCCCGCCAUGGCUCCGCUCGUCCGGGUCCUACCCCAGAGCCGUCGGGGAGCCUGGGCGCGGCGCUCGACAGCAGCCUGCGGGCCGCCGUGGCGUUCAAGGCAGAGGGCCAGCGCUGCUACCGAGAGAAGAAGUUCCGGGAGGCCAUCGGCAAGUACCACCGAGCGCUGCUUCAGCUGAAGGCGGCGCAGGGGGCCCGCCCUGGCGGCCUGCCCGCCGCCGCCCCCGGGCCCACCAGCAGCCCCGGGCCGGCGCGUCUCAGCGAGGAGCAGCGGCGCCUGGUGGAGAGCACAGAGGUGGAGUGUUACGACUCCCUCACGGCUUGCCUGCUGCAGUCGGAGCUGGUAAACUACGAGCGCGUGCGCGAGUACUGUCUCAAGGUGCUGGAGAAACAGCAGGGCAACUUCAAGGCCACCUACCGCGCCGGCAUUGCCUUCUACCACCUGGGCGACUACGCACGCGCGCUGCGCUACCUGCAGGAGGCCCGCAGCCGGGAGCCCACAGACACCAAUGUGCUCCGUUACAUCCAGCUGACUCAGCUGAAGAUGAACCGUUGCAGCCUCCAGCGGGAAGACAGUGGGGCUGGGGCCCAGACUCGGGAUGUAAUUGGCUGAGGCCAACCCAGGGGGACCUCUCUACCCCUCACCCUCCCACCUCACCAUGUAACUUCCCCCGACUCAUGUGUUCGUUGGUAAAACACUUGUCACUGGUGAUCACAA